Molecule: messenger RNA, 1647 nt
Organism: Metarhizium brunneum ARSEF 3297
Lineage: Eukaryota; Fungi; Ascomycota; Sordariomycetes; Hypocreales; Clavicipitaceae
Biological process (GO): transmembrane transport
Cellular component (GO): membrane
Molecular function (GO): transmembrane transporter activity
Source: RefSeq, a predicted model, not a curated record
AUGUCUUUACAAGAAAAGGGCAACACGCCUCCUGGCGAAUGGCCACCUGGCGAUGCAACGCCCAGGCAAACACCCGCGCAAACACCCUGCAAAGUCUCAGAAGAGAGCCAUCACGGCAGCCGUCAUGGCCACACCCACGACGACGACCUCGAUGACCAUACUGAAGCCCGCGUCCAGCGCCCCCAGUCCCUUGCCGGCGAGGUCCUCUUCAUCGCCGUCAUCUGCUCCUCCCAGCUCCUCGCGCAAGCAGGUCUCGCCCUGAGCAUCGUGCCCCAGCACAUCAUUGCUCGCUCCUUUGGCAUCGAGAACCAGCCCGGCGAGGUGAGCUGGUUCUCGGCGGCAUACUCCCUCACCGUCGGCACCUUUAUCCUCAUCGCGGGCCGUCUCGGCGACGUCUUUGGCCACAAGCGCUUCUUCGUCGGCGGCUUCGCCUGGUACGGUCUGUGGUCCGCCCUCGCCGGGGUUGCCGUAUACAGCGGCCCCGUCUUCUUCGCCUUCUGCCGUGCCAUGCAGGGCAUCGGCCCGGCCUUCUUGCUGCCCAACUCCAUCGCCAUCAUCGGCCGCUGCUACGACCCGGGCCUCCGCCAAAACAUGAUCUUCAGUCUGUUCGGUGCCACCGCCCCCAGCGGCUUCCUCCUCGGCGCCGUUUUCGCCAGCCUGCUCUCCCAGAUGGCCUGGUGGCCCUGGGCCUACUGGGUCAUGUGCUUCGCGUGCCUCCUGCUGGCCCUCUUGGGCGUCUUUGCCAUUCCCGCGACGCCGCCACCGACCAACCCGGAGCAUGAGGGGUCCAGCGCCUGGCAGCGUGUUGACGUCUUCGGCUCCGUCACCGGCGUGGCCGCCCUGGCUCUCUUCAACUUUGCCUGGAACCAGGGUCCUGUCGUGGGCUGGCCGACACCUUAUACGUACUUCACCAUGAUUAUCGGCAUCCUCAUCUUCGUCGUCUUCGUCUUGGUCGAGAAGAGGGCGCGACACCCCCUGAUCCCCUUCGGCGUCCUGAAAAUCGACUCCCUCUUCACCCUGGCCUGCGUCAGCGCUGGCUGGGCCAGCUUCGGCAUCUUUAUCUACUACAUCUGGAAUUUUCUCGUGGUCCUGAGGGGUCAGACUCCUCUGUAUACGUCUGCUCAGUUCGCUCCCAUCGCCAUCAGCGGGCUAUUGGCCGCCGUCACCACGGGUCUGGCCUUGAGUCACCUCCGCCCCUCGACCGUGAUGCUCAUCUCCAUGACCGCCUUCCUCGUCGGAGGCAUCAUUUUUGCGACGGUGCCCGUCCACCAGACCUACUGGGCGCAGACCUUUGUGUCCGUUAUCGUCUUUCCCUGGGGUAUGGACAUGUCCUUCCCCGCCGCCACCAUUGUCCUGAGUCGGGCUAUGCCGCGGCAGCACCAGGGCCUCGCUGCGUCGCUGGUCAACACCUUUGUCAACUACUCCAUCUCCAUUGGGCUCGGGUUCGCCGGCACGGUCGAUUCGCAGGUAAGCGACGGAGGGAAGAAUGUUCUGCGAGGUUACCGUGGCGCUUUUUACAUGGGCAUCGGUCUAUCCAGCUUGGGCGUAGUUGUGGCUCUGAUCUUCUGCUUUUUGGAGCGUCGUCGGUCGAAUGUGUCUGAGGAGAUAGCAGGGGGGUCGAGCCAAAUGGAAGUGGAGCUCACUUAA